GCCUCUGUGAAAGCCAUGGUCACCCGGGCGGCCGGGCCAUGGUGUUAAUGGUCAACUCUUUGUUAGUUCAGAGAGUCCGAGCAGAGCUCAGGGUAGUUCAGUCAACAGGAAAGGUAAAGAGGUCAGACAGGAAAGGAUGUAUCAGAAGGCAGUUCCUACAGAGCUGUACAGAGAACACAGUCUAUAUACUAGCCUAGUACUUGUCUGCCUGCCGGAGAGAGACUCUGCACAACUACAAGGUCUGACCAGUCUCUUAAUAUAAUGGAAGUAUUAUAAGGCCAAGAGGCACCAUGGAGCCAGGUGGUGUGAACAUUCCGGAGCCCACCAUGGCACUGCCUAGACUCCAUCCAAUUGUAGAAGAUGAAACAGAAGGAACAGAGGACUCAAGAUCAAUGGAAGAAAAAGGUGCAGCAAUAGGGGAACAGAGCAGGAGAGACAGUGCUGAGCCUGAGCAUGGAUCCUCCAACCACAGUCCGAUAUCCUUUGUUGCUUCUGUGAAAAGGGCUAUUUCUUCUAUCGGGUCAAAUGCUGAAUCUUGUACUUCGGACUUUGUCCACAUUACCGAUUGCUUAAAGGAGAAAUCCAUAAAGUUCUGUGACCAAUCAGAUGCCCUUGUAUCAGAUCUCAAUCUCCACUUGGUCAUGGUCAGAAAAGGAAAACACGAUGCCCAGCUGCAAGCAGAGCUCAGGAACCGGCUGCGCCUGCUGGAGAAUGACAAUAAGGAGGUUGCUGCUGUCUUCUGUGAGCUAUCAGCACGGCUGUUGUCUAUUGAGAGUGAUAAAGAUCUAAUAACUGUGACCUUCCGAACGUUUGAGGAGAUCUGGAAAUUCUUCACCUAUUACUCACUUGGCUUCUUGAAUCACUGUAUGGAAAACAUAUUUUUGGACCAGACUUUUUGGCUGACCUCAUUAGAGGAUGAAGGUGCUGGAAUUCAAGUUCUGGUUAAUGAGGAAUCCCUAAACCACAUUUAUAAAGGUCUACUAAUGGAUGAAGGGAUUUAUUUCACCCUUUGCGCUGACAAGUGUAUACGACAAGCCACUGUUGUUGAUAACAAAGUUCAGAUAAUUGAGUCGAGCCCGGCAGCUCAGCGACACACAGCAGGGUGGACCCAGCCAGAUUCCUCUGCUGAAGACAGUGGACUUUCCACAGAAGCUGAACCUCUCUGUCCAUUUCAUCAGUGGUUCUUGAGAGCAAAUGUAGGUUCAGACCUUGUAGAUUUUGGGAAAUCAGAGCUGAGAAACCAAAUAGCUGUAGGUUGGACAGAAGCUGUAAUAAAUUACGAAAGUGAUGUCCCAGAUGAGAUAUCCUAUCAGAACGGAGACAUCAUUGAGACAGUCAGCACAUACAUAGAAUGCAUGGAGUGGUUUGUAGGAAGAAAUGUGACCUCCAACUGUGUGGGCUUUGUGAGAACCAGAAAUGUGAGACCUUAUACAUCGGAUCAUGGGCAAGGAAAUUCAUCUUCUUUUGUAUGUGAAGGCACAAUAUACACAAGGAGCACAGAAGACUUUGAUUUGGGUGCUGCAAAAACAUUACUGCUAAGGAUAUCUCAUUCUGAGGUCUGCCAUGUGUAUAAACUAGAUGAAUUUGAGAAGAUAAAAGUUCACAGAAAUAAAGUUUCAGAAGAACAUCAUCCGACAUCAAGCAACGACAGUGAAAACCUAAAAGAGACAUUGGAGGAAUCUUUGGUGAAGUCCAACGCUGGUCCAGAUGAAUUUGCUGACAUUGAAGAGAAGAACACUGACUCUGCUGAGUUGCAGACAACCUGUGACUUAUGUGAGGACACACGUUUCUGUAUUUGUGAAGAGCAGUAUGAAUGGCUGCAGUCAUUACUUCAGUUUCUAAAUAGCGGAACCUAUCUCCCAGGCUUCAGAAAGCUCUAUGAUGUCUCGUAUACGUUUCUAACUAGCCUGUUUUAUGAAUACGGAGAAGAGGAAGAUCUGGUUCGGUAUCUCAGUGUAGCACGAGAAGCAGCAAAGAAAGCCAACAUGACCUGGGCCCUGGCAAGGCUUUGCUUUCUUCUCGGCAGGCUUUGCACCAAAAAGCACAAGUUCUCACAAGCAAGAGUUUACUUUGAGGAAGCAAUGGGUGUCCUAAAUGGGGAUUUUUCAGACAUUUUUCUCUUUACUGCAAUCCACAUGAACUUAAACGCUAUAUACCUGAAACAAAAAUCCAAAGAGAAGAGUUUGCAAAUGAUGGGCAAGUCUUCAUCCCUUAUCCUUGGACUACAAAACUAUAUUAGUAAUACAGACAUAGAACCCGUGGUUCUUAAAAAUGCCUUAAAAAGGGCGAUAUUGAGCCAAGACCAGAAAAGUGAAAGAAAUGCUUGCUUGCUCUUAGCCAAAACAUUUACCAGUUUAAGGCGAUAUGAUGAAGCUCUUCCCUACGUAGAGCGUUUACAAGUUUUACAGAACAUGACGGAUUCAAGUAGCUGUUCGCCAUUAAGAUACUACUUCCAACUCGCUGACAUGUACAGUCACAAGUGUCUGCCACAUUUGACCCUGAGCUGUGUGAAGGUGGCUUCUCAGACCUCUUGUAGCAUGAUGGACUCAUUAAGAAGGGUUGAUUUCAUCAUUAAAAAUGCUUCUAAGUUGUGUGGAAUGAAAAGACCUGGAAAUAAGACAUUUCCAACUCAGAUUGCCUACCACUUGAAAUGUGCCUUGUCAUCAGCGGUCACCAAACAAGAACAGGAGCUAUGCACUUUUAUGUUUCUAGGUAUAGCUGAGCUUUGUGCAGCUCAUCGACUAUAUAAGGAAGCUCGAUUUUACAUUAUGAAAGCAGUGCACUCCGGUAUAAAAAUGCAGUACAUGGUGGAUAUUUGGGUCUGGCUCGCCUGGUUGUAUAUGCUUGAAGGACACAGUAAUGAAGCUCUAGAUAUACUGAACUUUAUGGUGUCAUUUUCAGGUUGUACACAACACCAGAUGGGCAUUAUACACAAUCUUAUUGCUAUUGCUCUACAGCGGAGAGGUAUGAUUAAAAAUGCUGCUAGUCACUACUGCAAAGCUCUACAGAUCUCAAAGGAUGCAGACAACUUCCAAAACCAAGCAGUGGUGUUGGCGAACCUUGGCACUCUAUGUUUACAUCUAAAAUCUAGAAUUGUGGCCGAAUGUUUCUUAGUUAAAUCUGUAUCAAUUUACUCCAGCAUUCCGCUUGUCAAUAACAGAGCUGAUUUUAUUCAUGUUUUAAUGGUCCUUGGUCACCAUUACAUUGCUGGAGACCAGAAGGAAACAGGAAGACUUUAUUAUGAAUGGGCUUUACUUGUAGCAAUUGAAGCAAAGAACUUACAAGGUCAGCUCCAUGCCGUCCAGCUUCUGUGUCAGUUCUACAGCACAUAUAUGGUUAAUGAGGCUCAGUGCAUCAUUUACAAUGAAUACCAAUUGUCCUUAGCCAGGAAAAUGGCAGACAAAGUAUUGGAAGGCCAAGUGAUUGAAACCAUCAGUAAACUGUACUUAUCUCUAGGUACUGAAAGAGCCUGCAGGUCGGCCCUGGAAUACACCAAAAGGUGUCUGGGUAUUUUUAUUGACCUUCAAGCCAAAGAGAAGGAAGCCUAUGCAUGGCUAAUGGCUGGGAAGAUUUAUUAUAUUCUGGGUCAGAAUGAGCUGGUGGAUCUGUAUAUUCAGGUAGCUCAGAAUGUAGCGCUGUGUACUGGAGACCCAGAGCUAGGAAUGGCCCUGUAUGAAGCUUGUGGAGAUAUAUUCUUCAAUGGGACCAGUGACAGAGACAAGGCAGUGACCUUUUACCGGGAUCGCGCCCUUCCGCUUGCUGUGAAGACGGGGAAUGAGAAAGCUGAACUUGAGCUCUGUAAUAAACUCACCGGCUUAUUGAUGAGCAUUAAGGAAUAUGAAGAAGCGCUGGACUAUGCCAAAACAACGUUAGCACUGAGUGUGAAUUUAGGGAAUCCGCUGAAUGAGCGAGUAGCUUAUCACAGACUAGCUAAAAUCUAUAGUCAUCUGAAUCAGUGUGAACUGGCUGAACAUUUCUACCUGAAGGCCCUGUCCCUCUGCUCUUCCCCUCUGGAGCUGGAGGAAGAAGCCAUCUACUACAUGAAGGUCUACCUCAUCCUGGGAGAUAUCAUAUUCUAUCACCUUAAGGAUCCAUACGAUGCAGCAGGAUACUAUCAUCUUGCACUGGCGGCCGCAAUGGAUUUAGGCAACAAGAAGUCUCAGCUGAAGAUUUACACCCAGCUUGCUGUUAUCUACCAUAAUUUCCUGGUAGACAGAGAAAAAUCCCUCUACUUUUAUCAGAAGGCCCGGACCUUUGCCACAGAUCUGAAUGUACGAAGGAUCAACCUUGCUCCUGCACAGUAUUAUCAGAAUCCUCCAUAAGGGUUAUUAAAUGG
Molecule: messenger RNA, 4336 nt
Organism: Rana temporaria (common frog)
Lineage: Eukaryota; Metazoa; Chordata; Amphibia; Anura; Ranidae
Gene: SH3TC1
Product: SH3 domain and tetratricopeptide repeats 1
Exons: 18
Coding region: 291-4322 (1343 amino acids)
Molecular function (GO): protein binding
Source: RefSeq, a predicted model, not a curated record